Messenger RNA from Scleropages formosus (Asian bonytongue), 3275 nucleotides. It is a transcript of the gene csnk1a1, whose product is annotated as casein kinase 1, alpha 1. The transcript has 11 exons. The record is from RefSeq and is a predicted model, not a curated record. Gene Ontology annotation, biological process: protein phosphorylation. Bases 608 to 1705 code for a protein of 365 amino acids. Lineage: Eukaryota; Metazoa; Chordata; Actinopteri; Osteoglossiformes; Osteoglossidae. Gene Ontology annotation, molecular function: protein kinase activity; ATP binding.
CUCGCUCGCUCGCCUGCCUGCCUGCCCAGAGUGCCUCGCGCCGCCUAGUUCCGCGAGGAGAAGUCUGCCCAGCUCGACACGGACCGAGGAGCGACAAGAUGGCGGAGUGAGAGAGUUGCGCUUUCUGACGGAAAAGCUGCGACUCGACCGGUUCCUAGAACGCGAACGGGAAGGGAAGGUCCACCCGGACGUGUGGACGCCGACCCUUUCAUAUCUGAGAAAAAAAAUAAAAUUGGCCCAGUUGAGACGAUUUGUAGGAGACGUCGACGUUUAACUGCUGGCUGGUGUCCUUGCCUUAGCUACCGAAAGGACUGGACUCGACGGAAAAAGUACAAAAGAUAACCUUAAGCAGAGAGAAAUAAACUGUAAAGGAAGGGGUUACGACUGUUUAAUUCGAUAUAAUUACAGUUGUAACGAAUGAAAAGGUGUUCGUCGUGUUUGCUCCUCUCUGUGAAUUGAGGCAGUUGAAGCUCUUAACCGGGACUCAGUCUGUUCUUGACGAGGAGAGGCAGCAGGACUGCGCCACUUCAACGAUCCCCUCUCAUUCUCUUAUUAUUAUUUUUUUAAAUAAAAUAAACAUCGAGUUUUUCUUCGUGAUUUCGAGGACAUGGCGAGCAGUAGCGGCUCCAAAGCCGAAUUCAUCGUCGGUGGAAAAUACAAGCUGGUUCGAAAAAUCGGAUCCGGAUCCUUCGGCGACAUUUACCUGGCGAUCAAUAUCACGAAUGGAGAGGAGGUGGCUGUGAAACUGGAGUCCCAGAAAGCCAGACACCCGCAGCUGUUGUACGAGAGCAAGUUGUACAAAAUCCUGCAGGGCGGAGUGGGCAUCCCGCACAUACGGUGGUAUGGCCAGGAAAAGGACUACAAUGUCCUAGUGAUGGAUCUGCUUGGGCCCAGCCUGGAGGAUCUCUUCAACUUCUGUUCCCGCAGGUUCACAAUGAAAACUGUUCUAAUGCUUGCAGACCAGAUGAUCAGCAGAAUUGAGUACGUGCACACAAAGAAUUUCAUCCACAGAGACAUCAAGCCAGACAACUUUCUAAUGGGUAUUGGCCGUCACUGUAAUAAGUGUUUAGAAUCUCCAGUGGGGAAGAGGAAAAGAAGCUGGGCUGUUAGUUCUUCUCAGGAUCCAUCUUUCUCAGGAUUAAACCAGUUGUUCCUCAUUGACUUUGGUCUGGCAAAAAAGUAUCGGGACAACAGGACACGACAGCACAUACCAUACAGAGAAGACAAAAAUCUCACUGGCACAGCUCGCUAUGCCAGCAUCAAUGCACACCUGGGCAUCGAACAGAGUCGCCGUGACGACAUGGAGUCGCUAGGAUAUGUGCUGAUGUACUUCAACAGAACGAGCUUGCCCUGGCAAGGGCUAAAGGCUGCCACAAAGAAACAGAAGUAUGAAAAGAUCAGCGAGAAGAAGAUGUCAACUCCAGUGGAGGUCUUGUGUAAGGGCUUUCCUGCAGAGUUUGCCAUGUACCUGAACUACUGUCGUGGGCUCCGGUUCGAGGAGGCGCCCGACUACAUGUACUUGCGACAGCUGUUCCGCAUUCUCUUCAGGACCUUGAACCACCAGUAUGACUACACCUUCGAUUGGACCAUGCUGAAGCAGAAAGCAGCCCAGCAGGCGGCCUCAUCAGGGGGCCAAGGCCAGCAGGCACAAACCCCCACAGGCAAGCAAACUGACAAACCCAAGAGUAACAUGAAAGGUUUCUAAGCAUAUUAGGACAAUGAAGCAGAGCAGAAGGGUCGUAGCAGGAUUUGCCUUCCAAUCCCACCCUGACAUCUAGGAUCAGUUCACCAAACCUGCCAGACAUUGUGGGCAACCAUUUUUAUUUUUUUCUGCUGUUAAAGAACUCUGUUCCAUAUACUAUAUAUGUAAUCACUAUAUAUAGAUAACAUGCACAGCAUCUAUCUAUAUAUUGGUUUGUAUAUACUAUAUACACAUAGAAAGCAGGCUAGGUAUGGAGCUUUGAAGCUGUCGCCUUUUCUAUUGUCCUGUUCCUGAAGACUUUUUCUUCCAAACUGAAGUGUAUAAAAUGGUUGGCUCACAGAGGAUAUAAUUGUGCACUUGCCAAUACUUCCCUGAGGUCUCUCCUCCAGAAAAGAACUGCUUGGGUCCCCCUCCCCCCCAACUCAGUCACGGUCAGGCACCAUCUCCGACAGGGCUCAGUCCUCUCUGUUGGACACAAAUACAUUUGAAAUGUACAUUUUGUUCCCUGUCCUUUUUUUUUUUUUGUUUUUUUUUUUGUUUUUUUUUUGUUUUUUUUUUUUUAAACCCCUCUCCUCCCCUCUCACAUCCUUGAGCAAAAUGGAAAAGUGUAAAACUAGAACUGUUUUCAUCGUCAUGAAUCUUAAAAUCCUGGAUAUUACUAAGCAAUCAUUGGGUUUUUUUGGUUUAUAAAGGUCAUCAAGACUCUGCCUGCUGACGUGCUACAGGAGCUUCGUAUGUGAAGAUUAAAAAAUUAUAAAUUCUAGUGACUACUAGGUUUCUAUUUAGAACGCUGCAUUAACUAUAUUGUACUUGGUAUACUGAAGGCUAAAAAAAUGUAAACACCACGAGAGCAUAUUCAUUACAAAUUAGGCAUCACUUGACUAAAACCUGUAUUGUAAAUUGCUUAGAUGAAAAUUGUACGCAUUCAUGAUCUGGUUUUCUUUUUUCCUUUUUGGAAAUGUUAACAUGUACAAUGAGUAAACAUUUUGUUAGAAUACAUUUUCUGCUAUGAUGGCCUAAAUGUUGAGUUUGAGAAGAAAAAAAAAAUGCUAAUAUGCUCACUCCACCCCACCCUUCCUAUUUUUUUGUAUGCGCAUAUAUACAUUUUUUUAUCAGUAAGAAUUAACCUUUUUUUCAGCUUUAUAGUUGUCUUUUCCCUCUUAAAUUUGUGAAUUUUUUUUUUUUUUUUUUUUUUUGGGGAAAGGGUGGUUUGUUUGCUCCUUCCGGCAGGAAGUGGAUCCUAUCUGGAACUUCCUCUGCAACUGAGAAUUGCGCCGCUGUUUAGGGAGGCGAAUUUGUUUUCCUUUCUUUGAUUCCUUUUUUUUUUAUUGAAAAGGUUUGGAGGGUUUCUUUUCUAUGUGCUUUUAAGUCUUGCAAAGAGAAAAGCGAGAUUAAUUGGGAUUAAUCUUAGCCUUCAGCCACGACAGAUGCACAACACUCACCUGUUGGUUGGCUGCCAUUCUCCCUAUUACCGCUGACCCAGCUCGAGAUAUUUUACUGCUGGACAUUAUAUAAAAGUGUAAUUUAUUCCCUUUUAGCAUGUCAGAAUAAAUUAAAAACGACUUGUCAGAAC